Molecule: messenger RNA, 1994 nt
Organism: Misgurnus anguillicaudatus (oriental weatherfish)
Lineage: Eukaryota; Metazoa; Chordata; Actinopteri; Cypriniformes; Cobitidae
Source: RefSeq, a predicted model, not a curated record
CUGUUUAGUAAUGCAAUGCUCCACCAAUGGAGCUAUGGGAACACAUUAGUUAUAUUUUUUUAUUUGUUUAGUGUCCUCAGACAUAUAUCAGUCCUAAGUGGAAACAAUUCAUUGUGUGACAAAAACCAAACAGACCUUUAUCAGUUUCUACCAUCAGAUCAACUAGAUGACAUCAUUAAAAGCAGAGCAAAAGAGUACAAGGAACAUCAGCUCAGAAUGAAGACAAAUAUGGACAUUCUCAUUGCAAGGGCCAACUCUCCUCUCCAAUAUCCCAUCAGAGGUUUCAAUGUAGCUCCUCUACAAAAAAGUCUGAUACCAGGUCUUGCCCUGGAUACACAAAACAGGGAAGUUUACAAGGUAUCUUUAAGUGUGGAGAAAGGGGUGCUGUCAGUGGAUGGUGAUGUAAAUGAAGAACAGGUGAAUGGACAGGGUGAGAGUAAAUUGACUAUCUCAUCCUCAAGCCUUAAACAAGUCAAUGAUCUGCUGAGAAGAGUGACCUACACCAGCACCAUCUACCACAUCAGAACAUCAGACUUGGUUUAUUUUAGUUUUGAAGACAGUGAGGCCGUAUUUCCAGUCAUUAUCAGAAGACCUACAGUUCCUGUUCUGUACAAUCCAGGAAAUGAUAUCAACUCACAAGUUACUAUUACAACAAAGACAUUUCUGAGAUAUAACAAAUUAAAAGUCCUCAUCAAGAGUAUCCGCAAGGUUUACCCGAAAAUCAAGAUCAUCAUCGCUGACGAUAACCCAAAUCCGGAAAAUCUGUCUGGUGACAACAUAGAGCAAUACAUCAUGCCACCUGCACAGGGCUGGUUUGCAGGGAGGAAUUUGGCUGUAUCACAAGUCACCACUAAAUACUUCUUGUGGGUAGACGAUGACUUUGAAUUCUUGGAUGAGACUCGCAUUGAGAGCUUUGUGAAGAUUAUGGAAGCGAAUCCAGAAUUGGAUGUUGUUGGUGGAGCAGUCUCAGGUGAACAGUAUUAUUUCAGUCUUGAGUAUAUUGAAGAUGAUGAAGGUGGCAGUUUGAGGCGUUUUCAAGGAAGGCAUCAUAAGCCACUUUCUGGAUUUGAUGGCUGUUUUUUUGUGGACGUGGUGGUGAAUUUCUUUUUGGCUCGGACUGAUGCAGUGAGAAGAGUUGGAUUUGAUCCCUUUCUGAAAAGAGUAGGACACACCGAGUUCUUCAUCGAUGGUCUUGGAAAGCUGUUGGUGGCAUCCUGCAAAGAUCUCUCUAUUGGCCACCAGAUACAUGAUGCACAUGAAGAUUAUGAUGUUUAUAGGAAUGAGGGGGAAUGUGAAAAAAAUAAAAAAUAUGCCCAUCAUUUUUAUAAGAAUUAUCUGAAUUGUAUCAAAUAUUGAAGGGUUUUUGUCUCUCUGAUAAUGAGCAUGACCAGUCUGAUCUGCUAAUGGUUAAACUAGGGAAUUAGGACGAUUCUAAGGGCCCAUGAACUUUUGGGGGCCCCAGCCAAGGACUGUGCUGCGCGCACAACCCCCUUAGGGCCUUCUUGCUCUGCCCUGUCUUUACUCUUCGUUUUUAGCACCUUUUUCAAUCCACUGGUCUCACAGUGUGAAGUGAACUUCAGAAGAAAACAAGGUGUGUGUGUGUGUAUUUAUUUACUAUUUAUCUGCAUAUAAGACACUUUCUUCAAGCAGUGGUACAGGAAAAAGUUUGCAUCUUUCAAGAAGACUGAUUAUUUUGUAAGACAACGCUCCAUCACAUGCAUCACAAGUACUCCACUGCAUGGCUGGCCAGUAAAGGCCUUAAAGGUGAAAAACUAAUGCCAUGGCCCCCUUCUUCACCUGACUUAAACCCUAUUGAGACCUUUUGAUCCCUUCUUAAGCAGGACUGAACACUGAACUGAACAGUGUCUGGGAGGCUGUGGUUGCGUCUGCACAAAAUGUUGGUUCAGACCAGAUCAAGAAACUGACUGAAUCCGUGAAUGGAAGGCUUGUGACUGUUAUCGAAAAGAAGGGUGGCUAUAUUGGUCACUGAGUCU